CGUGGGCAGACUCUAUGGGUUCUAUGAGCAAGGAGGAGUCUUUUAGACUCCUUGAUGCAUUCUUCGAAGCGGGCGGGAACUUCAUCGAUACCGCAAAUAAUUACCAGGAUGAACAAUCGGAAACCUGGAUCGGGGAAUGGAUGGCCCAGCGCAGGAACCGCGAUCAAUUGGUAAUUGCCACCAAAUUCACAACGGACUUUCGGUCGUACAAGUUGGGCAAGGGAAAUGCCCCAAACCAUUGCGGCAAUCACAAGCGAAGCCUCCAUAUGAGUGUUCGGGAUUCUCUGAAGAAGCUGCAAACCGACUGGAUUGAUAUCUUGUAUGUCCACUGGUGGGAUCAAACUACUUCAGUUGAAGAAGUUAUGGACAGUCUUCAAAUCCUGGUAGAGCAGGGUAAGGUGCUUUACUUGGGCAUUUCGGACACACCAGCGUGGAUUGUGACCGCGGCAAAUUUGUAUGCUCGCGCCCACGGAAAGACUCCUUUCAGCAUCUACCAAGGCCGAUGGAAUGUCAUGCUCCGUGACUUCGAAAGAGAAAUUAUCCCGAUGGUGCGCCACUUUGGAAUGGCACUUGCUCCAUGGGAUGUCAUGGGAGGGGGGAAAUUUAAAACAAAGGAGGAGAUUGAACAGCGCAAAGCUCGGGGAGAGGGUCUCCGCAGCAUUCUGAGUCCGGACCAAAGUGCAGAAGAAGCGGCAAUGAGUGCAGCACUUGAAAGGGUGGCCAACGAACACGGGAUCAAGUCGCUCACCGCAGUUGCCCUGGCAUAUGUUAUGGCGAAAGCACCAAAUGUGUUCCCACUUAUUGGCGGUCGCAAAGUCAACCACCUCAUGGAAAACAUCCAGGCGCUUAAUCUACAGUUGACGGCGGAGCAAAUUGAAUACCUCGAGAGCCAGAACCCCUUUGAUGUUGGCUUCCCAAGCAACUUUAUCGGCCCGGAUCCCAAAGUGACUGGCAAAGCGUCCUUCCUUCUGGCUGCUAACGCCUCUUAUUCAUUUGUGCAAUCACCCAGAUCUAUUACGAGUCCAGAAUAGAUUGGAAUAGAUAUGAUACUUGUCAGCUGUUAGUAAGGCGUCUAGCUGGCAAGGAAAGGGAGAGGGGGAGAAGAAGGGG
This is a messenger RNA of Aspergillus ruber CBS 135680, 1110 nucleotides long. Its product is annotated as Aldo/keto reductase. The record is from RefSeq and is a predicted model, not a curated record. Bases 15 to 1031 code for a protein of 338 amino acids. NCBI's taxonomy places the organism in Eukaryota, Fungi, Ascomycota, Eurotiomycetes, Eurotiales, Aspergillaceae. The transcript has a single exon.